Electrophorus electricus (electric eel) is the source of this 811-nucleotide messenger RNA. It is a transcript of the gene mrps17, whose product is annotated as mitochondrial ribosomal protein S17. Lineage: Eukaryota; Metazoa; Chordata; Actinopteri; Gymnotiformes; Gymnotidae. Gene Ontology annotation, molecular function: structural constituent of ribosome. Gene Ontology annotation, cellular component: ribosome; mitochondrial small ribosomal subunit. Gene Ontology annotation, biological process: mitochondrial translation. The record is from RefSeq and is a predicted model, not a curated record.
AUUCGCACCUUGCCUUGACAUUCACUGCGCAGUCUCCAUGUGGAACUUUUCAUUAACCUAGCUAACUGUUGACCUUUAUCUUAGGUAGCUAAUUAUGUAAACGGGCUAAGAUUAUAAAACAUUUGGCAUUUUCGAUAGUUAAUACUGUAAUGCGCCUAUACUUUUGAACUCGUUUCAGUGUUAGAGUUGGUCAUUUUGCAAACGGCUAGCUAGCUAGCAUCACGACGGUUAAUCGGGCAUAUUCUUUGAAGCGAAUUUCAGGAAAUUGGAAGUAGCUAAAAUGUCUGUGAAACAAGCAUCAGUCCAUGCAAAAUGGGUUAUCGGCCGAGUCAUUGGAACGAAGAUGAGGAAGACAGCAAAGGUUCGGGUUACCAGACUAGUCCUAGACCCAUAUUUGCUCAAGUUCUACAACAAAAGGAAGACCUACUUCGCCCAUGAUGCCUUGCAGCAGUGCACUGUUGGAGACGUUGUUUUAUUGAAGGCAUUACCAGAAAGGAGAUCUAAACAUGUGAAGCAUGAACUGGCCGAGAUAGUCUUUAAAGUCGGGGCAGUGAUUGACCCCUUGACUGGAAAGAGAGUGGCUGGAGAGCGGUUUCUGGAGCCUCUCACAGGGUCCACAGAACAAAGAGAGACCUCUCUAACAGAAAAACUAGAACAGCUGAACAUUUGUGCAUCUUCAUCACUCCCACAAUCUGCCUCAUAGUCCUGUGUAUUUGUAUCAAGCUGUUAAGUGGAAGAGACUUACUGUGAGAGGACUUUGGCCUGCUCCAGGGCAGUCACCUCCCCACUGCUGGAGUGAAGCAGCAUUUCU